CCGUUAGUGGAGAGAAAGAAACAGGAAGGGUUUCAUAUUCUGCUCCCUUUCUCUCUCCUCAGAUAUUCGGGAGAGAUGGUCGGCGAUCGGUUGAAAGGUACUGUGAAGUGGUUCAAUGCAACCAAGCGGUUCGGCUUUAUCACGCCGGACGAUGGUCGGGAGGAGUUGUUCGUUCACCAGUCCUCCAUCAAGGCUGAUGGCUUCCAAAGGCUGGCCGAGGGUGAGGUGGUAGAGUUCGCGAUCGCCGUUGGUGAAGAUGGCCGGACAAAGGCCGUCGAUGUGAUCAGCUCAGGAAGGGAUUUUGUUCAGGGAGGUAACUCCGCCGCCGCCGGCGGUCGGAGGGGUGGUUACGUCGGCGGAGGUGGGAGAGGAGGUGGAAGGUAUGGAGGAGGGGGUUAUGGAUUUAGUGGCAACAGUGGAGGCGGUAGGGGUGGAGGAUGGAGAGGUGGCGGAGGCGGUGGUUCUUGCUACAGCUGUGGUGAGCCGGGACAUAUUGCAAGAGAUUGCUACAACGGCGGCGGUCGCGGGAGGUAUGUUGGCGGUGGCGGUGGCGGUGGCGGUGGUGGAGGCGGCGUAUGCUACAGCUGUGGGGAGACUGGUCAUUUCGCAAGGGAAUGCCCUUCUGGACCGAAGUAAGUGAAUUUAUCGUGCGUAUUUUACAGCUUCUGGACUGAAUGAUCACUUGGGAUUUGGUUGCUUUUCCGUUGAACAGAAAUCGUUUGAUUUUGUUUUGGUAAUUAUUGUAUUUUGAAGUAAGGGCGAAGCAUCAGGUGAUUGCAAGACUCGCUUCUUGUAUUUUAAGAAAUAAUUUUCAGAUGGCUGGCUAUACAAACGUGCAUGUUGGCUUCCAAGCAGUAAUUUCAAA
Messenger RNA from Dendrobium catenatum, 865 nucleotides. RefSeq names its product cold shock domain-containing protein 4. Gene Ontology annotation, molecular function: zinc ion binding; nucleic acid binding. Lineage: Eukaryota; Viridiplantae; Streptophyta; Magnoliopsida; Asparagales; Orchidaceae. The record is from RefSeq and is a predicted model, not a curated record. The transcript has a single exon. Bases 76 to 636 code for a protein of 186 amino acids.